AUGUUCGAAGUGCAGGUCACGACCAUCGCCGAGAGCCAAUACAACAAACUGGCACACGCUAUCCUGUACAAGGGUUCCUCUGGACCGCAAACUCGUCAAGACGAGAUAGUGGUCGACUUGUCGCACGGUACAAGCUUGACUCCGCCCAGUAUCUGCACCACCAUCGACGAUUUCAAGGAAUGGCUGGGCACCAAGGUUGAACCUAGAGCAGCGCUCUACGGCCUAGGCGGCAUUGGAGAAACACAGAUUGCACUUGCUUACGUGUAUUGGUUGCGGGAGAUGCACCCUGGGGUUUCGAUUUCUGGGCACGCCAGCAAUAUCGAACGGUUCCGUCAAGCGUUUGCUUCAAUCGCGCGAGAGUGCCAGGUAUCCGGCCAUCAUGACGCCCGGACAGAGGUGUUGACGCUGAUCAAGGCGUGGCUAGAGAGAAAGAACUGUAGCCGGUGGCUCAUGGUGCUGGACGAUGCCGACGACACAGAGCUUCUUCUUCGGCCAGGAAGGGGGAAUGCUUGGGCGAUAUCUCCCCGAGUGCUCGCGCGGUUCUUUCCAGCGAAAAAUGUGGCCCUGUCAUCUCGGCUAGAGCACCUUCCGCUCGCCCACGUCCAAACAGCAGCAGCAUUCAUCCAGAAGAACAGCAUCACGAUCAUCAAGUACCUUCAGCUGCUGGAGGAGAGCGACAAAUUCGUCGUCCGCAUGCUCAGCUCGGCAUUUGAGACGGCUGGGGGAGACUCGGGAGUGCCUCGUGCAGUGGUAGAGUCGUGGGUUCUCUCAUUCGAGCAGAUCCAACGGCAGAAUAUGUUCGCCUGCGAACUCCUCUCGCUCAUGAGUCUUUUCGACCGGCAGGCUAUUACAUUGGAGUUUCUAUUCCGCUAUUGCGGAAUGCGACGCCAGGGAGAACUUGCGCUUACCAAGGUUUUGGGUAUCUUCAAUGCGUUUUCGUUCAUUACCGAGGCCAAUACUCAGGGAUUGGACAUGCACCGACUAGUCCAGUCGGUGACCCAGAACUCAUACCGGACCCAAGGGAGGCUGGAGGAGGUCGAGGAGCUUUCAUAUGAAAGUCCUCGACGUAGGAAACGGGUACUGGGAGAUGAGCAUCCCGGACACGAGCUAGGAUUUUCGGAGGAGGAGCAUUUUAAGACGCUGAGGGCCAUGGGCAACUUGGCGUCGACGUACAGGAAGCAAGGCCGAUUGGAGGAGGCCGAGGAGCUCUAUGUGCAAGUGGUGGAGACACAAAAGAGAAUACUAGGAGAGGAGGAUCCCAAUUUGCUUGAGUCCAUGAGCGGUCUGGCGAGGACGUACCAGAACCAGGGGCAAAUGGAAGAGGCUGGGGCGCUUGAAAGACAGUAA
Parathielavia appendiculata is the source of this 1347-nucleotide messenger RNA. RefSeq lists its product as uncharacterized. Bases 1 to 1347 code for a protein of 448 amino acids. Gene Ontology annotation, molecular function: protein binding. The record is from RefSeq and is a predicted model, not a curated record. The transcript is spliced from 7 exons. Lineage: Eukaryota; Fungi; Ascomycota; Sordariomycetes; Sordariales; Chaetomiaceae.